Messenger RNA from Camelina sativa (false flax), 468 nucleotides. The record is from RefSeq and is a predicted model, not a curated record. NCBI's taxonomy places the organism in Eukaryota, Viridiplantae, Streptophyta, Magnoliopsida, Brassicales, Brassicaceae.
AUGGGGAGGCAGUCUUUUGGUUUGGUUUGGUUUGAUAUGACUAUAGACGGAAUAGUUGUUUGGUUCAAUCUGAAAAAAUCAGAGGUGAAGAAAAAUGACUGGAUUCGUUUGUAUUUGGAACUCGCAGUUGCCACAGCUAAUAGGACGCAUAGCAGAUUUGGUGUGGCCAAUUUGAAGAUUCUUAGAGUGGCUAUGGAAACUCCACGAGAACAUGUGUUGCCCAUUACCGAGGGACUUGGCGCCUAUGAUGCUAUUUUCUACAUUAGGUACACAGACUCAUGCAAGGCUCGGGCUGGCGACGAUGUUGAUCGUGUUGCUGUUGUCAGAAGAAUCUUGGAUGACCAUACGGAAGUCUUUAGGCUCGUGGGUCGCACUCACAGCAUCAGAUUAUUAGGGAUCGGGGAAUCCCAGAAGACAGCUGUGCAUGGCUCGGAGGACAUAGAGAUUCCACAGGACAUUCAGACAUGA